Acipenser ruthenus (sterlet) is the source of this 4000-nucleotide messenger RNA. RefSeq names its product amine oxidase [flavin-containing] B-like. The transcript has 15 exons. Gene Ontology annotation, molecular function: oxidoreductase activity. Bases 166 to 1767 code for a protein of 533 amino acids. The record is from RefSeq and is a predicted model, not a curated record. NCBI's taxonomy places the organism in Eukaryota, Metazoa, Chordata, Actinopteri, Acipenseriformes, Acipenseridae.
CCACCUUGUUGUCAUGGUGCUGUUGCUGAUGAGAUUAGACCCUCCUUGCUGAUAACCAGCACACUGUAGAGCUGGCACAGUUGCUGCUAGAGACAGUCCACAGACCAAGACAUCCCAUAAGCAGAAGCCUGUUUCUGCUUCACAAAGAUAAUUCAAUUUGCAGACAUGGAUCAACGGCAGAAAACACCAGUUGACAAAAAAGACGUCAUUAUCAUUGGAGGGGGUUUGUCAGGGUUGUCUGCUGCCAAGCUGCUGAAAGAGGCUGGUGUGAGUGUGGUGGUGCUUGAAGCCAGAGAUCGUGUGGGUGGAAGAACCCUCACUGUGAAGGGUCCUCAGUUCCAGUAUGUGGAUCUUGGGGGUGCCUAUGUUGGGCCCACCCAGAAUGGAAUCCUGCGGCUUGCCAAGGAACUGGGGGUGCAGACCUACCUCGUCAAUGAGAAGGAGCAGCUCAUCCAUCACGUGAAGGGCAAGACGUACCCUUUCAGGGGGGCCUUCCCGCCCAUGUGGAACCCCAUUGUCUACAUGGAUUACAACAGUCUGUGGAGGACGCUGGAUGACAUGGGGGAGGAGAUCCCUUGUGACGCCCCCUGGAGUGCUAGGCAUGCCGUGCAGUGGGACAACAUGACCAUGAAGGAGCUCAUUGACCAGCUGUGCUGGACAAGGGCAGCCAAGGAGUUUGCCACACUGUUUGUCAAUGUGAAUGUAACCUCUGAACCACACGAGGUGUCAGCACUCUGGUUUCUGUGGUACGUGAAGCAGUGUGGAGGAACGAAGAGGAUCUUUUCAACUUCUAAUGGAGGGCAGGAGAGAAAAUUUGUUGGUGGAUCGGGGCAGAUCAGUGAUCGAAUGGCAGGGCAGCUCGGGGAUGGGGUGAGGCUGAACCAGCCUGCAGUUAGACUGACUCAGACUGAAGCAGCUGUCUAUGUGGAAACUCUACAUGGAGACAAAUAUGAGGGUGCCUAUGUCAUUAGUGCCAUCCCUCCAGGCUUGAGCAUGAAUAUCCACUACGACCCUCCGCUGCCCCCUGUGCGGAACCAGCUGAUCCAGCGAGUCCCAAUGGGGUCCAUCAUCAAAUGCAUGAUGUAUUACAAGCAGGCCUUCUGGAGGGACAAGGGGUACUGUGGAACAAUGAUGAUUGAAGAUGAGGAAUCACCGAUUUCAAUGACACUGGAUGACACCAAACCCGAUGGAUCUUGUCCUUGUAUCAUGGGAUUUAUUUUGGCCAGAAAGGCAAGGCAUCUCAUCCACCUAAGCAAAGAUGAGAGAAAAGAAAGAAUCUGUCAGAUUUAUGCACAAGUUCUUGGCACUAAAGAAGCACUUCAUCCUGUUCACUAUGAAGAGAAGGACUGGUGUGAAGAGCAGUACUCAGGGGGGUGCUACAGUGCCUACUUCCCCCCAGGAACCUUCUGUCAGUUCAGCAGAGUUCUUCGAGAGCCGUUUGGCAGACUAUACUUUGCCGGCACGGAGACAGCGACGAGGUGGAGUGGAUACAUGGAUGGGGCGGUGCAGGCAGGGGAGAGGGCUGCCAGAGAGGUGCUACAUUCUAUGGGAAAAAUCUCAAAAGCUGAAAUCUGGACUGAGGAUCCUGAAUCCAAGGAAGUUCCGUCUCAGCCAAUCACAGCGAGUUUCCUGGAGGAGCACCUGCCCUCUGUCCCAGCGUUCCUCACAGUGAUGGGCGUCUCCACGGUUCUCAUUGCUACAGUCACCGCUCUUGGCAUGGCUGCAUUCAAGAAGGACCUCCACUUACAUCUAUUUAAUUUAAUCUGAUUUUACCACAGCGUGUGCCCUGAUUGUGUUGUAUUGUAUUGGAAUGUCGUGAAUACGUUAUCUUUAUUUCAUUUACAUUCCAGUAACCCCCAAACUAGGUCAUGUUUACUCCUGUUUUAAUUCUACUAUUUAGUACCUGGCUGUGUCUUAAUUCACACUCUCCUCGAAACACAUGCAUCACUGUGUACUUGUCUCCCUUGCUCUCAAGCUACAAAAGUAGAUCACGCCUGAGACACACUUUUUACCCAUGCUGCAUCAGGUUAAAGUGAACUGGCCAGCAGGUUCACAAGUAAAGAGGUUCUAGCUGACUUCAGUAAUCCCCUGGUUUUAUAAGCACAUCUUUUACAUUAAACAACAGGGACCAAAUAAGUUGUUACACCUGACAUGUCAUGCCAUUAAACUGGAGAAUACAUCAAAGUUGGCUGAUAAUGUGCCAUAAAAAUAUUUUUGUUUACUGUCUGUUACACCUAAGGAUAACAUGUUCUAAACUGUAGUAUACAUUAGCAUGUCCCCACAUAAAAUAUAAUGCCCCACAAAAUACAUUUGCGAUGUUUGUGGUACUCUGGUGAAUCUUCUUAAUUCGCAUGGACAAAAAGCUGAAUCCAGCAAAUCUGGAUGGCAGAGCGAUUCACAGUUCGUGGGGACAAGUUUGAUAUUUUCUUCUUUUUUAGCAACGGUGAGCAUGCCUUUAAAUGUUUACUCUGGUCUUUUUAAAGGAGAACCAAGCUUGUUACUUUAUAGCUAGAAAGAAAAUAUACAAUUAUGCACAGCAAUUUCCUGGUUACACAGUGAUUGCUUGUUGCUUGCAAAAGGCUACUGGGAAAUGGAGUUCUUUGAAACUUGCAAUCGCUGUCUUCUAAGAGUCGCUUGAGAACAUCAAGCAUGCAGGCAAAGCAUCGGACACUUCUAAAUAAUGUUCUAGAACUAAACUGCAGUAGAUGCCGCUUACUAGCAACCUCUCGGUUCCCAGCAAAAGGUUGUUAUAAACCGAACGUUGUUAUUAAGAGAAAAGCCACAUUUUCAAGUGUGUGUAUAUGGAAAAAUGAUGUAUACUAUAGUUUUAGAAACAGCACACUGAAAUACACGUCUUGGUUCAUUACUGUGAUAAAAAAUAAACACGAAAAACACCAAAUAUCAGAACAAACAACUGUUUACUAAUACUACACAGAUGUGUAAAACCAAAAAGUAUACACAGUACUGUAUUGUACAACAACGUACUAUCAAUAUCCUUAAAAACAGUAAACACUCUUGGUAUACAGGACUUACAUUUGUAGCCAAUUUGAAAAUGCGGUAUACAACAGAUUUUGAGAUGGCAAACUUUUCUGCUACCCGUACUUGUUCAGCACCGGGUUCACGUAGUGCCUUCAGAAUCCGAACUUCAUCGGCUAUAGAAAGGUCUGCACGUUUUGAAGCCAUGAUAACAGACGACAAUCACACUCAAUCAAUGUACAGCAGUGUUAUGAAAACUGAUACAGAAAUAGAUGCUGCGAUGCGUGCACGCAAUGUAUUCGUGUGCGUGCCGUAGCCAUAGAAAUUAUAAAGCUAAAAGUUGUCAUUAAGCGGCAGACAGUUGCUAAUAUCCGAAAUCCAUUAACAUUAAAGUCUGUGGGAUGGGACUGUUUCCCGUGAAAAUGUUGUUAAUAACUGAAAGGUGUCUUUAGCAGGGUUGCUAAUAACCGGCAUCUACUGUAUUACUUUCAUGAGGUGCAUUAACUGACCAUUUGAGACUAGCACAGCAAAUCACUCUGAAUUAUUGUAAACUGUACAAUUAAUAGUGCAACGACUUAAAUAAAAAGCUGUCUCAGCAUGGUCGUCUAUACACUUAACACCUGUCUCAGUUCAAAGUCAAGGUAAUCACGCCAGAAUAAUGCAUAGUGUGCAGUAUAGUAUAUUAUCAUUUUAAUCAUGUAGAAAUGCUUUUAUCAGAGAUCAUGUAGAACUGCAUUUAUCAAUAAUAUGGUCAUUUUAUUGAAUAGCGAUAUGAUUUGUAGGUGUUAUCCUCUCCAAGAGUAACAUAUAUUAACAAUAGGCCUAUAUAUUUACUGUGAUUCAUAAAAAUACAUGUUUUUAUUGUGUGGAAAGAAAACUACAAAUGUCCUUGCCUCAGUAUUGUCACAAUGCCAUGUAAUGUCAGUGCUAAAUGCCAAUAUUGACUGAACUGUUAUUGUCUAGCUGUCAUGUGCAAAUAAGAUGAGUGAGUUUGUGCUGAAAAUAAAGUGACUAUCAACAAGAA